CUAUUAAGUUAUUUUUUUCGAUUUAACCUGGAAUCACAGUUAUAAUGAUUGACAUAUAAAAAAACAAAAAAAAACAAGUUAAAUGAUCAAAUAUAAACCAGAAAAAAAAAUUAAAAUAAAACAUAAUUGGCAUAAAUAUGGAUAGCAAAUCUUGUGAGACUCCUAAAUCUUUACACGCUUCCUUUCUAAACAGCAAGAACUUGAAUUUUUCUUCCGUCUAUAUACCUGUUUUCUAAAUUUCACAAGAAUUAUGGAUCAUUCACAAAGUCAGUACAAGGAAUUCACUCUUUUUCUAAGAUCAAUACUUGAAGAAUGCCCCCACAAGGAUUCGUAUUUUUGACGUGUUACCUACAGAAAUUGAAAGGUGAAAUGACAGGGAGUAGCCUAGAACCAUAUAAUAAAAAGAAAAAGAAAUGUACAGGGAUUAAAAGAAUCAAGUUCUACAAAAACCCAAUGGUCCAUGAAUCCACAAAAUGCUUUUAGUUCAUACCAACAGCUAUUUCUUCCCACUAUUCUGAUGGUGAUGUUCACUUCACACCUUAUUUCCUCUCUAAACUUCACCUUUUAAUACUCACCUAUCAUCAUAAAAACUUUUAGUCCCACCUCUACAAUGUUCUACAACUCCCAAAACAAAACAAAAACACAAAGUAUUAAAGACAAAUUGUGUUUAAACAGAGUAAAAGUUAAAGGUGAAAAUAAGAAUAUAUGGGGAAUAUUUUAUAAGAAGCUAAGGAAUGGACCAUAUAGACUUCAAGGUGUUAUAUUAUCCGUCCGUAAAACCAACAAGAUUCGUGGAGUAUCAUUAAAAGGGAUCAAAACGACAUGUGUUUUUAACAGUAGAAUAUAUAAAAAUAAAGACAGCAAAUUGUUUGUUAAUUACCAUCCGUUUACAUCCCAACGUGGCACAUGAUCUAUUAUCUUGUAUCAUAAACUCCCAACAAUUUCUUGUAUAACAACCAUUCCUGAUUUUAGUGUCAUCUGACAAUUUAGUAUAAUUGGAAUAUAUACUAGUGUCACAUAAUGAGUUAAUUAUGACUAUGAUGUAGUAUAGUGAGGUUUUGCGGAAUGCAUUCUUGUAUAAGAUUAGUUUGAUUGCACUAAAUUUGACUAAGGAACAAUGUGUCCAUAUGGAGCAUUUUAAGAACCUUGUGAAGUAUGAUCUUUUGGUAUGCUUGAUGGGCAUUUUUGCCCAUCUUCUACAAAUGGUUACUUGCCUUCUAAAGAUUUUAGAAGGUGAGGCAUCUUCUAAAUAUAAUUGUUUGUAACUUAUGUAAAAAUGUCAUUUCGUCCUUUUUAUCCAUUUCAUGGGUACUAUAGGUGUAUAUACUAGAGAUAUAUAUAGCACUAUAUUGGCUCUCCUACGAAUUUGAACACACCAGGGCCAAAUUAUACUUUAAGGAAAGUGAAACUGUUCACAGAAUAAGAUAUUGAGGAACUAUGAUUAUCUAUUAGCCAUUUUUCCUCUCCCCUUAUUUCUAACAUAAACUAAAAGAUCCAAAAUAAGUCAAUAAACAAAAGGGGAAUUUCCUUUUGUUCGCUUUUUAGUAAGACAUUGAUGGAUUGUGCCAUAGAAACAAACUACAAGACACCAUAUAACAAAAAGAUAGAUUUUACAAUUCACAUCACCUCGAAUUAAAGGCGGAUUUCCAGCGAUCGAGAAAUAAAGAAUAGCAAAGAAUCUUUCUUUUUACCUUUUAAGCCAACCUUUGAAGAUUUCCUUCUUUUUUCUUUGGUUUCACCACCAAAAAAUCUUUCCAAGGGUCUUUGCAUGCUGCUUAUAUAAUGUCUAGUUCUAAACCACAAAGCCAAUUAAGAACACAAAAGAUCCCAAAAUGGAGAAUUUUAAGAGCAACCCCGAUCAACAUGAGCCAAAAGAUACCUACAAGAUAGCUUAUAUAAUCCACUUCUUACUUGGUGCAGGCAAUCUACUUCCAUGGAAUGCUUUAAUCACAGCCAUUGAUUACUUCGGUCAUCUUUACCCACAAAAACACGUGGAAAAAGUGUUUUCGGUAGCUUAUAUGAGUUCAUCACUUUUAGUUUUAAUUAUUAUGAUUAGUAGCAGUAAAUUCAGCAGAUUAAUCACCUUUCAAGUGAGAAUGAAUAUGGGAUUUAUAAUGUUUGUUGUGUCCCUCAUGGUAACUCCAACCAUAGAUUGGGCAUGGAAAACUCAACCGAAUGAGAGGUCAAAUGCAACAUUUUACACAGUGGUUGCAUCAGUUGUGAUGUGUGGGUUAGCCGAUGGGUUGAUUGGAGGGAGUCUUGUGGGGUCCGCUGGAAAUUUGCCCAAACGAUACAUGCAGGCUGUUUUUGCUGGAACGGCUUCAUCAGGAAUUUUGGUCUCCUUUUUGCGAAUUAUAACAAAGGCAUCACUCCCCAAUGAUCCACAAGGGCUCAAGAAAAGUGCACAUUUAUAUUUCCUAGUCAGUACACUCAUUCUACUAGUGUGCAUGGUUUUCUGUCAUCUACUAUACAAGUUACCAGUCAUGGAACACCAUUAUAAAUCCCUCCAACAAACAACUUCCAAUUCCACCAUUAAAUUCUGGAAAGUAGCAAGAACGAUUCAAUGGCCCGCAAUAGGAAUAUUCAUCAUAUACACCGUAACUCUAUCAAUUUUUCCAGGAUUCUUAGCAGAAGACAUUGAGUCAACCCUCCUCAAAGACUGGUACCCGAUAAUCUUGAUCACAAUUUACAAUAUUUCAGAUUUUUUAGGGAAAUUGCUCACGGCGAUUAUUGUUAUCAAGAGCAUUGCUAAAGCUACAUGGGGAUGUAUGGCGAGGUUGUUGUUGUAUCCACUUUUUACAGCGUGUUUACAUGGACCUAAAUGGGCUAAAAAUGAAGUGUUUGUGGUGUUAUUGACUGUUGUUUUGGGGUUUACCAAUGGGUAUCUGACAAGUGUGAUUAUGAUUAUGGCACCUAAAUCAGUGCCACCUUCGGAAUCGGAAAUGGCAGCGAUUGUGAUGGCUUUGUUCUUGGUAUUGGGGUUGGUUUCUGGUUCUGUGCUUGGGUGGUUUUGGAUCAUUUGAAGCCGGGAAAUGGUAGUAUAUGUGUGAAUUUGUGAUUAAUGUUGUAUUGACAACUCAUUAGAUCGACAUUUGAAAUUAAUGGAUUUAAUAUUUUUAUAUUAUUAAAACCCGAAUCAAAGAAUAUUAGAUACUUUUACAAAUUUGUUGGAUAAAACUUAGAAGCGGGGAAAUAGCAGUCUAUCUGUGAAUUUUUGAUUAAUGUUGUAUUGACAACUCAUUAGAUCGACAUGUGAAAUUAAUGGAUUUUAUAUUUUUAUAUUAUUAAAACUCAAAUUAAAGAAUAUGAGAUACUUCUACAAAUUUGUUGGACAAAACUUUGAAGCAGGGAAAUCGUAGUCUAUGUGUGAAUUUGUGAUUAAUGUUGUAUUGACAACU
Messenger RNA from Lactuca saligna, 3398 nucleotides. Lineage: Eukaryota; Viridiplantae; Streptophyta; Magnoliopsida; Asterales; Asteraceae. The record is from the annotation of a GenBank genome assembly.